CUGCUUCAUCUCUUCGCCAUUAGUCUGCUAUACAGAGUUUAGCAGAGAUGUACAUGCAACAAUUGUCUUGUGUAGAGAGAGAAAGACUGCAUGCUCUCUCUAUAUUCUACAUUCACAGAAGCACAUGUAUUGAUUUUGGGAAAUUUGUGAUUCCUGAAAAUGGGUGUGGAGGUAAGGAGCAAGUAUGUCAUCGUCGGACAGAGAUCUGCUGUUUAUAUUACUUCAGUUCCUAGAGGAAGAAGGAUUCAAAGAAUCUGCUCGCAAGUUGGAAGAAGAGUCUGGGAUUUUCUUCAAUAUGCUACAUUUUGAGGAAUUGGUCAAGAAAGGAGAAUGGGAUGAAGUGGAGAAGUAUCUACUGGGCUUCACAACUCUUGAUGAAAACACAUUUUCAAAUGAAGUCUUCUUUCAAAUCCGAAAGCAAAAGUACCUUGAAGCGAUUGACAGGAAGGAUAUCAAGAAGGCUAUAAAUAUUCUGAAUUCGGAAUUGAAAGUGUUUGCAAGAGAGGAUAAUGACCUUUAUAAAGAAAUGGCAAUGCUUUUGACUCUAGAGAACAUUAGGGAACCUGGGUCUGAGAGAAAUAAUAUGAUUGAUAAGCUGAAGAAUGCUAUUGAAUCAAACCCAGCAUUUCAUGAUGCACUUAACUCUCCUGCAGUGGAGGCCUCAAGAUUGAGGGUGUUAAUAAAUCAGAGUUUGAAUUGGCAGCACCAUCAUUGUCAGAAACCAAAUCCUAAACCUGAAAUAAUGACAUUGUUGGUUGAUCACCGUUGUGAGGAGUCACAACUAAAUGGUGGACAGGUCCUUCCUCCAGUUACCAAUCAGCUAACUGUAGAUGCCCCUAUGCCAGGUGGUUUUCCACCUUUACAAGCUGAUGGUGUUAACAAUAUGCCUGUCAAUAUUUUGCAUGUUGGCUAUGGCAAUCAAAGUCAAGGUCAAAGCUCAGGCUCAUCUGAUGAUAUUCCAAUGACAGUAGUUAUGACUCUGAAUCAGGGAUCAGCAGUAAGGAGUAUGGAUUUUCAUCCCGUGCAACAUAGUUUACUUCUUGUUGGGACGAGCAUAGGAGAGAUUAUAAUUUGGGAACUACGAACUAGGACAAGGCUUGCUAAAAGAAGUUUCGGGAUUUGGGAUCAUAGGGCAUGCACACUGGGGCUGCAGUCUGCAUUGAGGAAUGACCCGCCCGCGUCAGUUAAUCGUGUCUUGUGGAGUCCUCACGGUUCUGUGUUUGUCGUUGCAUACUCCAAGGGACUUGUGCAUGUCUACACCUAUUAUGGAAAUUUAAGAAACCAUCUAGAGAUUGAAGCUCAUGAAGGAAGUGUGAAUGAUAUUGCAUUUAAAAAUCUGAACUAUCGGCUUUAUAUAAUUACUUGUGGGGAGGACAAGCUUAUUAAGAUGUGGGAUGCGUCAACAGGCACUAAGAAGUAUACCUUUGAGGGUCACGAGUCAUCCGUUUGUUCUGUAUGCCCACAUCAGAUUGGAAAUAUUCAGUUUUUCUUCUCGGUGGCAACUGAUGGUAAAAUAAAGGUAUGGCCAUAUUUUGAUACGAUUCGUGGUAAAACUUAUUAUUUGCAGGUUAACAAUAUGCCUGUCAAUAUUUUGCAUGUUGGCUAUGGCAAUCAAAGUCAAGGUCAAAGCUCAGGCUCAUCUGAUGAUAUUCCAAUGACAGUAGUUAUGACUCUGAAUCAGGGAUCAGCAGUAAGGAGUAUGGAUUUUCAUCCCGUGCAACAUAGUUUACUUCUUGUUGGGACGAGCAUAGGAGAGAUUAUAAUUUGGGAACUACGAACUAGGACAAGGCUUGCUAAAAGAAGUUUCGGGAUUUGGGAUCAUAGGGCAUGCACACUGGGGCUGCAGUCUGCAUUGAGGAAUGACCCGCCCGCGUCAGUUAAUCGUGUCUUGUGGAGUCCUCACGGUUCUGUGUUUGUCGUUGCAUACUCCAAGGGACUUGUGCAUGUCUACACCUAUUAUGGAAAUUUAAGAAACCAUCUAGAGAUUGAAGCUCAUGAAGGAAGUGUGAAUGAUAUUGCAUUUAAAAAUCUGAACUAUCGGCUUUAUAUAAUUACUUGUGGGGAGGACAAGCUUAUUAAGAUGUGGGAUGCGUCAACAGGCACUAAGAAGUAUACCUUUGAGGGUCACGAGUCAUCCGUUUGUUCUGUAUGCCCACAUCAGAUUGGAAAUAUUCAGUUUUUCUUCUCGGUGGCAACUGAUGGUAAAAUAAAGGUAUGGCCAUAUUUUGAUACGAUUCGUGGUGUUGAUUAUCCUGCACAAGGUCACUCAUUGACCACUAUGCUUUGCAGUUCCGAUGGGAAAAGAUUGUUCUCCUGUGGCACUGACAUGGAAGGGGUAUCGUACCUUAGGGAAUUGAAUGACAAUUCAGUUACAAUUAAGCGGGAAUAUAUUGGUCUUGGAGGGCAGACCACGGAGGCUGUGAAAUUUGAUACUGCUAAGAAUAGAUUCCUAGCAGCCGGUGAUGAUUUCACUGUCAAAUUUUGGGAUAUGGAUGAUGAGAACUUGUUUACAACUACUGAUGCAGGGGGUGCACUUCCGUGCCGGCCUUGUCUACGGUUCAAUAAAGAAGGAAAUUUAUUAGCUGUUUCAACAAGUGAGAAUGGCAUCAAAAUUUUGGCAAAUGCAGAUGGUUUCAGGCUUUUACGAGCCUAGGGGAGUCAUCCGUUUAUUGCCCAAUAGUUCCCUCGGCUGCUUUUAUGAAGUAUUUGGUAAGUGGAAGUUCUGGCCGUCAUAACACAGCUGCUGGAUUAGAUGUUGCAGAUCAGCUGGCAUCCAUUGUUGCAAAAGUUAAUCUCAAGAAAGAUUGUCAUCAAAAUGUAGAAUUGCCAAAGUCAAAAUUUAUCUGACGUGACACCCAAAAUUGCAGUUGAACUAGUGAAUCCAAGUAGUCAUAGUUGAGCCGUUUAACUUUAAAUCUGAAGGUGAAUGGGGAACAGCCCCACUAACUUAACAUGGCGCUGCCCUUCCCUACCAAGCUUAGAAAGAUUGUCAUCAAAAUGUAGAAUAAGUAACUUAACUGUCAAUUUUUGGAUAGUCAAUGAAUAUAAAGAAUUGUAUUGCCAUCCCAA
Messenger RNA from Ipomoea triloba (trilobed morning glory), 3069 nucleotides. RefSeq names its product protein TPR3-like. Gene Ontology annotation, biological process: regulation of DNA-templated transcription. The record is from RefSeq and is a predicted model, not a curated record. NCBI's taxonomy places the organism in Eukaryota, Viridiplantae, Streptophyta, Magnoliopsida, Solanales, Convolvulaceae. The transcript is spliced from 23 exons. Bases 185 to 2653 code for a protein of 822 amino acids. Gene Ontology annotation, molecular function: protein binding.